AUGGUGAGCACUAAUUUCGUCGUAAUUUUUCUGACAGUAGUCGGUACCCUCCUGAUCUCUACGAAUGCUACGUCGCACCAACACAACAUUGAUGCACUUUUACCACAAUCUGUCGUUGAAUUGAAACAAUAUUACGAUGUAAUUACGAAUCUGGAGAAACGUGGCAUCAUAACUUCGGAUGCUGCAGCUCAAGAGAAAAACGCAUAUAUUGAACUUGCAUCGAAACUUGUUGGCAGAAAAGAUAUUCUUACAAUAGAGGAAUUUCUCACUUGGAAACAACGUCAGUUGAUUAUUUCCUUUUCGAAUGUAAUAGCAAUCCUAGCUGGAGUUAUAGUCGUUCUGGCAUUGACAACAUUAGUAGCUCUUUUCAUUAUACCAGUGCUCACCCAUGUUCCAGUAGUUGUCUGGGAAGGACUGUUUUACAUCAUUUCAAUUUAUUUAUUGAUUUUUAUGAAUAAUUCAUGGGUAAUUUUUCUUGGAUGUCUUCUGUUUUUGGCUACGCUAUCCUUUACAGUCACAUUACAUUUUUCAAGGCAAAAAAAUGUCGGUUUGGCUAUGGCAUGGAUCUGUUUUUUUGUAUGGGCUGCCGUGGCUGUUUACCAUCAGAGUCGAGAAGCUGGUUAUUUAGCUGUCAUGGCUUUGGAAUCAUCGCUGGGAUUUGUGAUGUUCGCCGGAGAAUUGGUUAUUAUGAUUGGAUUUCAAAAUGAAAGUGUGAUACCAAGUGCUACAGUUGCUUCAUUGAUUUCAUUGCUGAUCGGUAGUAUUUUACAGCUUCAGCGACGAUCAAAUAUCUUGACCAUUCCGUUUACUCGUCCACUACUGUUUCUUGGUACAUUUGUCUAUUUUAUCGGAUUGAUCAUUCUUAGUUCUCGACUUUAUUCCGGCCGCCAAGGAAAGUAUCCCGUUUAUUGGCUAUUACAACUCAUUACAUUUCUCAGCUGCUUGGCAGCAAUGUUUUUUGGCCCAAUGCUUGAGCUACCAUUUAUACAAGCAAUAGGUGGAACAAUGUUUGUUAUCUGGUUGUUGGAAAAAUAUGUUGAGAUCGUACCGUGGAAAAGUACAUUGAUAGUUAUUUGUGGUCUACUCGGCUUUGGGGUUCUGCUGUAUGGGUUUGCUUACUUUUUGAGAAUGUAUCCGGAAUAUCUUAUUUUUCACGUUUAUUCUUCAAAAUAA
This is a messenger RNA of Didymodactylos carnosus, 1173 nucleotides long. The record is from the annotation of a GenBank genome assembly. Lineage: Eukaryota; Metazoa; Rotifera; Eurotatoria; Philodinida; Philodinidae.